UAUGGCGUCUAGAAACUGAAAUAUUUGCAAGCUUGACCAAAAGUAGCCAGCAGUAAGCUAGCUAGUUCGUUCGGUUAGUUAUUUGUCUUAGUUAACAUACAUGUUCCUUCAGUUUUUUGGACUGUAAGCGAAUGCAUGUGUUUUAAAGUAAAGCAAUGUUAGAUUCAGCAGAGCAUUCUUAUUGUUAAAAACAAGUAAACGUGAACUAACGCUAACUUAGCUGAGAUCAUUACAAAACCAUUCCACCCAAGAAGAUUUCAUCUUUGCAAGAAUGAUGUCAAAAUUCAACUUCAGAAGAAAUGACAAAGUGCCAUUUAAGCACAUAGCUCAUGGCUUGAUCCCUGCCGCCACCAUUGCCCCCAGAGCAGCAGUCCCCCGCACCCCUCCCCCCCGCAGCCCAUAUCCCUCUCCAGAAAGACCCAGGUCUGCCUUGGCCGCUGCCAUUUUGUCCUCCUCGUUAACUGGCCGUACAGUGGCCAUCCCUCCGCCGCGACAGAGGUCGUACUCUGAGAGCGCGUGCUCUCGCUCUGAAAACUGGGCUGCCGGGGAACCCUAUGCCACUGCAGAGUUCACGAGGGAUAGGUGGUCCCCGCCUGGUGGUGCCAGGCCUCGCUUGCCUUCCCCUGACUAUUCUGUCAAAGUGGGUGAUGAUGAUGAUGAUGAUGAUGAUGAUGAUGAUGAAGAGGAGGAAGAGCUAGAAAGAACUGUGCUCUCUGAUCCUGAUGAAGGCCACAUCUAUCAGUCUCUGGAAAGGCAAGGGAGGAGUCCAGUCAAUAAAAUCUACGCGGUGCCGAUGCAACGGGGCAGGGGUCAGUCAGAGUUCAGUGACGGGACGGAUGACUCUGCAUGUGGUGUAGUGUCCCCUCUGCACACAGAAGUGGACUCCACUCAGCGUGAAAGGGCUCCCCCACUGAGGGUGGGAGAGAAGCCCUCUACCGAAAGGGCCGUGGCAUCUCCAGAUCUGACCGAUGACUGGAGCAUGGAGUCUUCCAAAGCGAGCCGCAGCUCAGCCAGGAAGAGGGCGGCAUCGAGGAAGAGCUCAGGCCGAGACGGCCGCUCAGUAGUGGUGGAGGAAGCCAGCCGAGAGCUGGCGGAGAUGCAGAAGGAGUUGAUGAGGGGUCUGAGGGAACAGAACCAAUGUCUGACCGCAGAGAAGCAGGCCCUGGCGCGCCAGUGCGAGCAGCAGGCCCAUCAGCUGCAGAGAGGCCAGGAGCGGCUGCAGCUGCUGGAGCAGCACCACCGCAGGGAGCGGGCCUCCAGGGACCCCAGCCCGUCCGCAGGUGAACGGGCAGAACUGCACACCCUCCGCCAGCAGGCCCAGGAGUUGGUGGAUGAGAACGACGGCCUGAAAAUGACUGUCCAUCGCCUGAAUGUGGAGCUCAGCCGCUAUCAGACCAAAUUCAGACCGCUGUCUAAGGAGGAGUGCUCCAGGAUCAGUGCCCUGCCAGUGAAGGGACCUGCACCGCCCUGGCUGCUGGAUAUGAAGUAUUUAUCUCCGUUGUUGCUGGCGUAUGAAGACAGGAUCAGUGAGAAAGAGUCUCUAUUACAGGCUUGUGAGGUGGAUCUAAAGGAGUUCCGUGAACGUGUUGAGUCUGUGCUACAGGAGAACGAGAUGCUCCAUGCUCAGCUGGGCAAGACGAGGACCGUCAGUCAGAAGGAGUGGCGCCAGCUGCAGGGCCAGGCGAAGCUGGUUCUGAAGGAGAACCAGGUCCUGAUGGAGCAGCUGGCUGUGCACCAGACCAGAUCCAGGGAGAGUCACGGCCGCCAUGUACAGGAAGUGUCCAAAGUCUCCAAGGAGCUGAUGCUGCUGGAAGCGGAGAAGGAGGGCUUGCAGGAGGAGCUGCAGGAGGCACGCAGGGAGCUGCAGGAGACGCGCAGGGAGCUGCAGCAGGCCCGCGCCUCCCUGGAGGGAGCAGUGAGCUGGGAGGAGCACUGCAGCAUCACCAACAAGCUCAAACGGCAGCUGGAGCAGGUGGAGGAGGAGAGGAAGAGCGAGGUGGAGGACUUGACCAGUCGAGUCUCAGCCCUUCAGACGGAGAAGAAGGGUCUGCUCCUGGAGAGAGCCAGCCUCACGGCAGACAUGAAGAGCCUGGAGGAAGAGCUGGAAACGUCCCGCCGUGCUAACAGGAAGGCUCAGAGGAAGGCGGGCCUGCUGAAGAUGCAGCUGGAGGAUGCUCUGGACAAAGAGCUGGUCGCCCACCAGUACCUGAACGGCAUGGUGGCCCUGGCGGAGAAGACCACGCAGGAGCGGGACCGGCUCGUACACAUGGCCUCCUCUCUGGAGCAGGACAAGCAGGGGGUGCUGACCCAAAUCAUCCAGGGCACGGUGCGCCUCGGGAAGCUCCAGGAGAAGGUGAAGGUGUACAAGCGGCAGGCGGCGGGCCGGCUGGGCGCGUUGGGCCACCGGCUGCAGGAGCAGGAGGAAGACUUCGCCGGGAAGGCUGCCUCCUACCACAGAGAGAUCCGCCACCUCCAGCGGCUGCUGAGCGACAAGCAGGACGCGCUGGACGGAGCGCUGCAGCAGAAAAGAGCUGUGGAGGGUGAGCUGGAGAUCGUCUGGGAGUCCACGACCAGGGAGAACCGGCGCAUCAAGGAGGCCCUCUUUGAGUCCUUCACCAAGGACAACCUGGCGGAGGUGCUGGACCAGCCCCUCGCAGGACUCCAGGCGCUGGGGAUCGUCGAGGGGCCUUCCCUGGGCUGCAGGUCCCAACAGCAGGAGGAGCUCUCUGGCCUGGUUCCCCCGGGGAGCUCAGCGCCUCCUCCCUUCACCUCCCGCCAGAGCGCUGCGGUGCCCGGCGUCCACCGCAGCCCCAUGUUCGAGUCCGACUCGGACCAGCACCAGAACCCGUCCUCCGACGAGAGCGAGAAGAACGGGCUGGACUUCUACUCGUAGCCCCGCCGGGUCGGCCCACCACUGUACGCCCCACGCCCUCACUCGUCUUCAUAUGAGUGCUUGCAUUAGUUUAUGUCAGGCCUGGAGCUGUGUAGCAUGCACAUACAUUCAUAGGAAUAUUUCUUUCAUAGAAAAGCAGGCUUGUCUGGAGAAUUAAUUUUCCUUUGGAUGGCCCGUGGUUAUUUAGGAGUUUUGAAAGACCCAUACACUGGCAGAAAAAUGGAACAAAUCUGAAAGAGAACUUGUGAAAAUGUGGUUUAUUCAAGGCAAACGUACGUUGUAUGUCGGGUGUUGUGUGGCUUUUAAAGUCGAUCUUGUGCACCUUGGACGCUGAUGAUCUGUGACCAAAACAUUCGUCUGCCUUGAAUAAACUGCAUUUUUGCUGUAGUUCCUUUCAGAUUUUUUCCAUUUCUGUGCCAGAGUCUUUCAUAUUUCACCUUGUUUCACAGCUCAAGAGAAGUAAAUCAAGACAAAAGCGCAGAUUCUUUUUUAUAAUCUUUUAUAUCCAGGAGUUUAUCAUUUCUUAUUUGUGUGGUUACCCUGGAUGAUUGUAAUAUCCCGCGGCUCUUCGCAAUCAAAAUCUCUCCAAUCAAUGGACUUUUCCACAAGUUGCUUGAUACAUAUUGAUUGAGCUCAUGUUCUUCAGAGUUCACAAAGGAGUUACAUAUCAUCUCUGUAGUAGAAUGGAUCCAUAAUAUUUUAGAUCUCAGCUUCUGGUGCACAUUUGAUGUAGCACGGGCUGCACGUCUUCUGUUAUCGGACUUUUUGUGGCAUACAGGGUGUACACGUUGCCAAAACGGGGUGCUUUUUGUUCUGUGCAGUCAGUGCAUGGAUGAUGGAGAUUGAUUUGCACAUGCAGAACAGAGAUGGGUACUAGUGUUACCAAAGAACUUUAGAGUUGCCAAUUUCAUUUGACCAUUCUUCCACCGACAGGCUUUAAAAAUUGGUUUGAUGCUCCUGUGAAUUCUGGUUAACACAUAUUUUUAUGCCAUUUCAAAGAGACUUACUCGCUUGAAGACGAGAGCCCUGCUGAUAUUUACCUGUGACUGGUAUGUUGCAAUACCUAAUAAAUCAAAAUGCUGAUUUUAAGUUUGUCAUUUUAACACAUCAGCGCAAAUAUUGCAGUCAUAGUGAAUAAUCAAAUUCAAAAUAGGUAACUUUUGUGAUAAAAUCCUAGGAUUGUCCUUGGAAAAGGAAUAAAAUGAAAAAAUUGAAAUAAAAUAGACUAUCAAGAUGCUUUGGCACUUCCAAAUAUAUACCACACAAAUAUUGCAUUAUAAACACACAUACAGUGCAAUCCAUAAAUAUUUGAACAGUGACACAAUUUAUCUUUUGGCUCUGUACUCCAGCACAUUGAACAUGAAGUAAAACAGUGAAAAAUACUUUCAGUUGUGAAGAAAUCCCAUUUUCAUCUGUUGAACAGAUCAAGAAUAAGAUGUCGGCAUUGAUGGGCCAAAGACUCAAAUAAAGGGAAACCUAUGAG
This is a messenger RNA of Conger conger (European conger), 4376 nucleotides long. RefSeq names its product centrosomal protein 89 (gene cep89). The record is from RefSeq and is a predicted model, not a curated record. Gene Ontology annotation, biological process: chemical synaptic transmission; mitochondrion organization; cilium assembly. Bases 272 to 2893 code for a protein of 873 amino acids. NCBI's taxonomy places the organism in Eukaryota, Metazoa, Chordata, Actinopteri, Anguilliformes, Congridae. Gene Ontology annotation, cellular component: centriole; ciliary transition fiber. The transcript is spliced from 20 exons.